AUGAUCCGCAGGGAUAACACAGGUCCUGUUUGCUGCCUGAAGUUUGUGACUCUCCUGGUUGCCCUAAAUCCAGAACUUCUACUCCUGGGAGAGGGAGUACAGCUUCAAGACAAUGGGUAUGAUGGAUUACUCGUUGCAGUCAACCCACAUGUAUCUGAGGAUCAGAACCUCAUUCCGAAUAUUAAGGAAAUGAUAACUGAAGCUUCUUUUUACCUAUUUAAUGCUACCAAGAGGAGAGUGUUUUUCAGAAAUGUAAAGAUUUUAAUACCUGCCACAUGGAAAGCUAAUAAUUACAGCAAAGUAAAACAAGAAUCGUAUGAAAAGGCAAAUGUCAUAGUGGCUGACUGGUAUGGGGCACAUGGAGAUGAUCCAUACACCCUACAGUAUAGAGGGUGUGGAAAAGAGGGGAAGUACAUUCAUUUCACACCUAACUUCCUACUAAAUGGUAACUUAACAGCUGGCUAUGGAUCACGAGGCAGAGUGUUUGUCCACGAAUGGGCCCAUCUCCGCUGGGGUGUAUUUGAUGAAUACAACAACGAGAAACCUUUCUACAUAAAUGGGCAAAAUCAGAUUAAAGUAACAAGGUGUUCAUCUGACAUCACAGGCAUUUUUGUGUGUGAGAAAGGCCCUUGCCCCCAAGACAACUGUAUUAUUAGUAAGCUUUUCAAAGAAGGAUGCAUGUUUUUAUACAAUAGUACUCAAAAUGCAACUUCAUCAAUAAUGUUCAUGCAAAGUUUAUCUUCUGUGGUUGAAUUCUGCAAUGCAAGUACUCACAACCAAGAAGCUCCAAACCUACAAAACCAAAUGUGCAGCCUCAGAAGUGCAUGGGAUAUAAUCUCAGACUCCACUGACUUUAAUCACAGCUUUCCCAUGUAUGGGACUGAGCUUCCACCUCCUCCCACCUUCUCCCUUGUACAGGCUGGCGACAAAGUGGUCUGUUUAGUGCUGGAUGUGUCCAGAAAGAUGGCAGAGGCUGACAGAUUCCUUCGACUGCAACAAGCAGCAGAAUUUUACUUGAUGCAGAUUGUUGAAAUUCAUACUUUUAUGGGCAUUGCCAGUUUCAACAGCAAAGGAGAGAUUAGAGCCCAGCUACACCAAAUUAACAGUGAUGUUGAUCGAAAGCUGCUGGUUUCAUAUCUGCCAACCACUGUGUCAGCUGAAGCAGAAGCUAGUGUCUGUUCAGGGCUUAAGAAGGGAUUUGAGGUGGUUGAAAAACUGAAUGGAAAAGCAUACGGCUCUAUGAUGAUAUUAGUAACCGCUGGAAAUGAUGAGCAUAUCGACAAUUGCCUCCUCACUGUGCUCAGCAGUGGUUCAACCAUUCAUUCCAUUGCCCUGGGCUCAUCUGUGGUUGAAAGUCUGGAGGAAUUAUCACAUCUUACAGGAGGUUUAAAGUUCUUCGUUCCAGAUAAAUCAAACACCAAUAACAUGAUUGAUGCUUUCAGUAGAAUUUCCUCUGGAACUGGAGACAUUUUUCAGCAGCGUGUCCAGCUUGAAAGUACCAAAGAAAUGGUUAAACCUCACCAUCAGUUGAAAAAUACUGUGACUGUGGAUAGCAGUGUGGGCAAUGACACUAUCUUCCUAGUCACCUGGCAGACCAGGGGUCCUCCUGAGAUUGUAUUAUUUGAUCCUGAUGGAAGAAAAUACUACACAAAUAAUUUUAUCACCAAUCUAGCUUUACAGACUGCUCGCCUUUGGAUUCCAGGAACUGCUAAGCCUGGGCACUGGACUUACACACUGAACAAUACCCACCAUUAUCUUCAAGCCUUAAAAGUGACCGUGACCUCUCGUGCCUCUAACUCAGCAGUGCCCCCAGCCACUGUUGAAACCUUUGUGGAAAGAGACAGCACCCACUUUCCCCAUCCAGUGAUGAUUUAUGCAAAUGUUAGAAAGGGGUUUUAUCCCAUUCUUAAUGCCACUGUGACUGCUACAAUUGAACCAGAGACUGGAGAUCCUGUUACACUGAGACUUUUUGAUGAUGGAGCAGGUGCUGAUGUUAUAAAAAAUGAUGGAAUUUACUCGAGGUAUUUUUUCUCCUUUGCUGUAAAUGGUAGAUAUAGCUUGAAAGUGCAUGUCUAUCACUCUCCCAGCAUAAGCACCCUAGCCCACUCUAUUCCAGGGAGUCAUGCUAUGUAUGUACCAGGUUACAUAACAAACGGUAAUAUUCAGAUGAAUGCCCCAAGGAAAUCCAAGGUUAAUAUUGAGGAGGAAGAAAAGUGGGGCUUUAGCCGAAUAAGCUCCGGGGGCUCCUUUUCAGUGCUGGGAGUUCCAGCAGAACCCCAUUCUGAUGUGUUUCCACCAUGCAAAAUUAUUGACCUUGAAGCUGUGCAAGUGGAGGAGGAGGUGACUCUGUCUUGGACAGCACCUGGUGAAAACUUCGAUCAGGGCCAGGCUACAAGCUAUGAAAUAAGAAUGAGUAAAAGUCUGCAGAAGAUUCAAGAUGACUUUAACAAUGCCAUUUUAGUGAACACAUCAAAGCUGAACCCUCAGCAAGCUGGUACCAGGGAGAUAUUUUCAUUCUCACCAAGGCUUUUCACAAAUGAACCCUCUGAGCAUCAACCUGAUGGAAAGACACAAGAAAAUCACAGAAUUUAUGUGGCAAUACGAGCAGUGGAUAGAAACUCCUUAAAGUCUGCUGUAUCUAACAUUGCCCAGACCUCUUUGUUUCCUCUCCCCAAUUCUGUUCCUGUGCAUGCCAGAGAUUAUCUUAUACUGAAAGGAGUUUUAACAGCAAUGAGUUUGCUAGGAAUUAUUUGUCUUACUAUAGUUGUGACACAUUGUACUUUAAAUAGGAAAAAGAGAGCAGAUAAGAAAGAGAAUGGAACAAAAGUACUGUAAACAAAUGUGCUGAGCACCUGACUUCUUAGAAAUAAG
Choloepus didactylus (southern two-toed sloth) is the source of this 2871-nucleotide messenger RNA. RefSeq names its product chloride channel accessory 2 (gene CLCA2). Gene Ontology annotation, molecular function: intracellularly calcium-gated chloride channel activity. Gene Ontology annotation, biological process: chloride transport. Lineage: Eukaryota; Metazoa; Chordata; Mammalia; Pilosa; Megalonychidae. The coding region runs from base 1 to 2835 and encodes 944 amino acids. The record is from RefSeq and is a predicted model, not a curated record. The transcript is spliced from 14 exons.